AACGGUGUCCGCCCGCGAUUAGGCAUUCAACCGGCGAUCCACCGGUCUGCCACCCGACCGUACUUAAGGUCGGCCGCACACCGGCACAUUGUUCAUUCUCGUCCUGCACUAUUGUCCUGCACCAACUGACGCGAAAAUCAUGUACCGUCUAACCGUCGUCGUCUGUUGCGCCCUGUCGCUGUUUGUCGCCUCCCAGGUAAACCUCAUUACAAUAUUAUAAUUAUCAUAUUUAUCGUGUUAACACUAAAACUAGGAUUUAAAUUUAAACAGACACCUUUUAUGAUAAAUACAUUAUAAUGAUCUUUUUAUGUGUGAUUUUCUAUAUUAAACAAGUUAAAUAUAUUUUAUUUGAUUCGAUACUUUAUGUAUUUUUAUGUAUUUUACUAUGAUUCCAUUUUUAUCACAUUUUGUCAAUAUGCUGACUUAUAAAAUAAAAUACACUCUGUGCAACAUUAUAUUUAGCUAUGAGAUUGUAAAUGCUAAAAUUAUUUUAAAAAAAUAUGGUUGUAUGUUAUUAUAAUCAACACGAUUAAUGUAUUUUUAAAUAUGAACAACUGCUGUCUUGAAUCUACUUCGUUAUUAAUAUUAAAUACCAGGCAGAGUUAUAAUUUUGAUUUUUUAACUAUCAUAAUCAAUUUCAUACUUUUUAGUAAGAUCGUUAUGACCGUUAUUUUUUUCAUUUCAAACAGGCGACUGAAACCGUCCUCGAGUUCGGUGGCGAACUUUUUGAACACUGUGGUACUGAUUGGACGUGUGCUAAACCUAAACUGCUCAAGUACUUCGGUGAUUCUGUGCAAAAGGACGAGCUUAGGUUAACCAGGGACUUGUCGUUGUUGCGCACUCAGUCCGGUGAGGACGAGGAACAAGUGGCCAACAUGGUAACGCAUUUAUAAUAAUUAUUUUUUUUAACUUUCUCUUUCAAAUUUUUCCUUACAGCACGUCUUAUUAUGAUUUUCAUACGUGCAUAAUAUUAGUAUUUUUGUAUAGAUCCCAAAUGGUGAUGACUACAAAAACGCAAUGCGUGAAAACCUGGCGCUCCGGGCUUUGGACCGUAUUGAUGAUUUUUUAAGCACUCACGAACUCCGUGUGAACCUGCCUGAAGAGCUACGGUCUUCCGUUGGCCAAAUUAAAAUGCCAUUGACUGACCAAGACGCCACUGUCAACGCCGUACAGCAGGGACGAAGUGAGUACUCUUAUUUAACUAUUAAAUACCUUAAUACGGGGAAGGGUAAGGGAUAUGGUGAAUUUCGGUGGUUUUUUGAAAAGACGUUAAUUUAUGAUUAUAAAAUAAAAUUGAUUCGCAGGCCGUGGUUUUGUCCGGAAAAUAGUCAUUCCGUUCUUGUUGGGACUCAAGUUCAAGACGACCGUGUUGAUACCGAUCGCUAUCGCCGUCAUCGCAUUAAAAACGUGGAAGGCCCUAACCCUCGGACUCCUGUCUUUAGUCCUGUCAGCCGCCAUGGUCAUUUACAGGUUCACUAAGCCCAAGGUGGUCGGCGUUGAGAUACUACACUACCCGUCGCCGGUGCACGCGCACCACCACGACGGAUACGCGCACGCCAGGGCUUACAGCGCGCAACAGCCCACCGAGCAGUAAUACGAAGUUCAGAAAACGCCAUUGUAUUAUAUUUUAUCUAUUUAUUAUUAUUACUGUUACUAAAUUAAUUAUUUAUUUAUUGAGUUGACCGAAAAAAAAACCACAAACACUCGCAAAUAUUAAAAAACAACGUUUCGUUAUUUAUAUAUGCAAUCGAGUGUUUUAUUGAAUAAUCAUCCUAGCACAGUAUACAUUUGAUCGUUUAGAUGAUAAGCAAAGACGGGUGAGUUAAUUUGAAAUAAUGAACUAUCGGUUUAAAGAAAAUAAAACAGAGUUAAAAUUUGAUUAAAAAAAAAUCCCCUUGUAAAGUUAAAAUGC
Cinara cedri is the source of this 1912-nucleotide messenger RNA. Lineage: Eukaryota; Metazoa; Arthropoda; Insecta; Hemiptera; Aphididae. The record is from the annotation of a GenBank genome assembly.